UGAAAAUGAUAAGAAUGCGUACUGAUAUAAUGAGUUUUUUUUUAUUUGUGUGUUUUUUGGUCUGACAAUCUUUCGUCUCUUUUUAAUUUAAAAUUUUUGCAAAAUUCGCUUUCCAUUUAACCAAAGGAAAUUGCUUUGGAAUCCUCAGCUCUUCGAUUUUCCAAGAGGCGAGAAGCAAAGCUAUCAUUUAAAUUUGAACGAAGAAUCUCAAUAUUUGAGCGCUUGGCCUUUGAGUCUUUGAUCACUCUGCGAAUACGAGCUCUCUCUCUCUCUCUCUCUCUCUCUCUCUCUCUCUCUCUCUCUCUCUCUCUCUGUACGGUCUGUUUUAAUUUUCAUAUUUUAGUUUUCGUUCUCCAAUAUUGAUAGUUGAAAAGAAGAUGCGUAGUACAUGCGCGGUUUAUCUGAGAAGAAGAGAGAAACGUCAGAGGUGUUGGCGGCAAUCCAUAUAUUACAUGCUCUAUAAAAGAGCAGAAUUUAGUGCUGCUAAUUUCAGAAGGAGAAUCGCUUUCAUCGACGCACGAGAGACCUGGUACUUUGAAUUCGUAUUUUGAUAUCGACGACAAGCACUUGGUUAUAUUGCGCACAUCGAGUCAGUCAUCAUGUCUAAAUUUCUACGACAUUUCUUCACUUUACUCCUCAUCAUUUUCUGCAUCGCUCACUUAACCGUUGCUCAGGUGACGUUUUCAAAAGGAUGGGGUCCAGGAAAGCGAGCCGCCUUGUAUGAUAGCGAGUGCAGGAUAAAUCCAAAGUCCUUGGCCUUAAUGUUUCACACGAUAAUGGCCGAAGUUAAAUAUUUAAUGGCAUGCGAUCAUCAAGCCACAAUUAAUUACUUGCAGACCGUCGAACAUUAGAAGUCUUCGACAUCGUGAAGCGACAGAUAAUUAUGUUAUUAUGUGUUAUUAGCAGUAUUACUGUAGUCCAAACUAAAUAAGUAAUAAAUCAAUAUAGCGAAGGCUUCACGUUUUACCAUCGAUGUGAUUAUUGCAACGAAAAAUAUAAUUUAUUGUCAUUCAAGGAUAAAUAAAAAGAAAUGUUCUUACGUAAAUAAAAAUUAUAAAUAAUAAUACGUUAAGCAGCGAUAUUACAUUAUAGAGGGAAGAUAUUUAAUGAAUUUAAUAAUUUUUGAACAUUUAUUUUUCAUCAAUUUUUCAUCAUUA
Molecule: messenger RNA, 1157 nt
Organism: Ceratosolen solmsi marchali
Lineage: Eukaryota; Metazoa; Arthropoda; Insecta; Hymenoptera; Agaonidae
Product: hypertrehalosaemic prohormone-like
Exons: 3
Coding region: 600-851 (83 amino acids)
Cellular component (GO): extracellular region
Molecular function (GO): hormone activity
Source: RefSeq, a predicted model, not a curated record